Pseudocercospora fijiensis CIRAD86 is the source of this 576-nucleotide messenger RNA. RefSeq lists its product as uncharacterized. The annotation marks the transcript as partial. NCBI's taxonomy places the organism in Eukaryota, Fungi, Ascomycota, Dothideomycetes, Mycosphaerellales, Mycosphaerellaceae. The transcript has a single exon. The record is from RefSeq and is a predicted model, not a curated record.
ACGAGCGACUGCAUCCAAGGAGAUAAAUCUGCCAUACACAGCCCAGACCACGAUCAUAAACCCCUUCAUCCCGACGUCGAUAUUCUCUGCAACUCAGCCAAUCCAGACAAUCCCAUCGUCGUGAUCGUCGGCUUUCUACCGCUUGCCGAGCCACACCUCACUGUCGUCGUGGACGUCAACCUUCUCGCGUUUGCCGAGCCAUACCUCGCUAUCGUCGUGGACGUCAACUUUCUCCCGCUUGCCGAGCCACACCUCGCUAUCGUCGUGAACGUCGACCUUCUCCCGCUUGCCGAGCCAUACCUCGCUAUCGUCGUGGACGUCAACUUUCUCCCGCUUGCCGAGCCAUACCUCGCUAUCGUCGUGAACGUCGACCUUCUCCCGCUUGCCGAGCCAUAUCUCGCUAUCGUCGUGAACGUCGACCUUCUCGCGUUUGCCGAGCCAUACCUCACUGUCAUCGUGAACGUCAACUUUCUCGCGUUUGCCGAGCCACACCUCGCUAUCGUCGUGAACGUCAACUUUCUCUGGGAUGGCUUCACGGCGCUGCACGCCCACAUUGGCUCCUGGAACAAUGGUUAG